This is a messenger RNA of Sclerotinia borealis F-4128, 2697 nucleotides long. The record is from the annotation of a GenBank genome assembly. NCBI's taxonomy places the organism in Eukaryota, Fungi, Ascomycota, Leotiomycetes, Helotiales, Sclerotiniaceae.
AUGACUCUCCCUGUAGCAUGUCCUCCUUCCUCUGCUUUGUCGGACCCGCCAACAGUUGCCCAACGCAAGCGACGCAGGAGAGCUCCAGCCAGCGGUGCUUCGGACGAUUGUUUCGCUUGUACCAAACGUAACGUCAAAUGUGACCGAAGAAGACCAUACUGUUCACCAUGCCUGGAAGUAGGAAAUGAGUGCUCAGGCUACAAAACCCAAUUAACCUGGGGUGUGGGAGUGGCAAGUCGAGGAAAACUUCGAGGUCUAUCCCUCCCUGUGGCGAAAUCUCCUCCUGCUCCCAAAAGUCCACCCAUCACUCGUCCUCGAGCUGCUUCCACAAUUGCAAGAUCCUUAGACAGAAAUGGAGACGGCGUUCGAGUUAAGUUGGAGAAUCCAGGUUCUUCUGUGCCUAUUAGUCCAUUCAUGACAUAUAAUUUUGUCAAUAUGGCACCUCAUGGAAAUACUUCAACGACUACUCAGACCCAGAUGUCAGAUUGGAAUAUGUCUCCACCAUCUCACCACUUCACAAUCCCCAAAUACCAGCCUGAUACCCAACAACGCCAGAUGCAAAGACAAUUGCCUCCACAACUUCAUCGGAUACACACGCUUAGUAUCGGGAGACCAGAAGGGUUAGGCCUUUCCAGUUCCGUGGAUUCUUUGAGUCCAUAUCCCGACAGCGAGUAUGCAUCACCGAUCAAUCAAUCAUUCCAAAAUGAUGAUGUUCCCUUUCUCAACAGUCCCGCCCCAAUGUACAACAGUUACUCAUCGAGAAACACUUCCAUAACGGAUCAAAGUUCAGAUAUUAUGGGAAACUCACGUGGUCCCACAUCAUGUCCUGAUCAAUUUUAUGCUCCGUCGGAAAUGAGUUCAAGCUUAAGUUCUCAUCAAAAUAUGUAUGAUAUUUCAGAAGGUCGUCAACCUCACCGAUCUCAUCAAGGGUCUCCUUCAACGCAUGGGAUAUUCUAUGAUGAUGAAAUGUUAGCCAUUCAAACUUCUCGCGAACCUGAAGUGUUUGCCACGGGCACCAGAUCCAGUCAUUUUGGAUGGACUUCUAUCAAUGAAGAUGAUGUUGGUUCCCCCACGUCGGAAGCAGAUACUUAUCAUCAUAUUACUGGGCAUGAUUCCAUGUCAUCUUCACUCAUGUCUGAAAUGUCACCUCGAAUCUCAUUCUUUUUAGAUUACUACGAAAAAAUCAUCUGCCCGUCGGUAGUGGUCAUCGACAGCCCCUCCAACCCCUAUCGUGAGCAUAUCCUUGCUCUCGCCUCCUCAAGUCAAAGUCUCCAACAUGCCAUUUGCGCACUUGCUGCUUGCAACCUACGCAUGAAGCGAAAGCAGUCACUAGGUCAAGAUCAUUGGCGUCAACCAAUUGAACUCGAACUUCUAGAUCGUAUCAAUGGUGGCUCUAUUGGUCGACCAGCCUGCGCCAGAAGAGCCUCUACUCAAACAACUGUGACCGACUCCUCGAGUACCGACGCAUCACUGCAAGAGGAAUAUCAGCAUCGCUCUCUCGCCGUCUCCUUACUCAAUCAACAAUUAAGCGACCCCUCAAAAGCCCGCCACGACUGUGUCCUCGCCACCCUCUUUAUCCUGUGCCAUUACCGCAUGUGCGAAUCUGGCGUUGCUCAAUUCCGUACCCAAUUUGCCGGCGUCAAAAAGAUACUUGGAAUGCGGGAAUGCGGAACCGAGACCGGUAAUUGGGGAUGGAUGGAGUCUCUCUUCACAUAUUUUGACGGUAUUGCCGCUUCAAUCAAUGAUCGUGAAUCCCAGCUCCAAGGUGGAUACAUUGAAAUGCUAGCUAAUCCCUCCAACUCCAAUCACGCACUUGAAAACAUGGCAGGCUGCGACGCCAUUCUCUUCAAAACGAUCGCUAAACUCGGACGUCUAAAUUUACUGUCCCAACAUCGUCCUGUCAUGAAUGAUUCUAUCCCCAGUCCCCCUCAACCAAAUCAUAUGCACCACACAUCCGGCUUCCAUCGACCUCGUCUAGAAGGUCAAGCCCUCGUCGACUUCUACAACCUUCAUUCCAUGUCCUUUGAUGGCAAUGGCUUCGCCUCAACCAUGUCUUUCGACGAUGAACCUGCCUUUCCUCUCCAAAACCUCGCACCUCUCUCUCCCACAUCCUGCUCUCCAACUUCAUCCGCACUAACCUAUAUGUCCGGCGACGAUGCCCGCGCCACUUUCUGGACUGAAUGGAAAGCCGCGCGCCUCGCGCUCCAAGAAUGGGAGUUUUCCCCCUCUCACAUCGUCUCCUCACUCCCAGUCACCCCCACCCCAACACAACUUCGCGAUUUUGGAUAUAUAUCUGAAGCAUUCCGCUACUCAGCCCUCCUAUAUACCGAGCGCCUCGCUUGUCCCAAAACACCUAGCUCGCAUCUGAAUUUUCAGAAUUUGGUCAGCCAGGUCUUGUUUUAUGUUACGAGUCUGGAGACUAACAGUGGAUGCGAGAAGUUUUUGUUAUGGCCACUUUUCAUCAGUGGGAGUGAGUGUGUAAAUGAGUUGCAACAGAGUAUUGUAAGGAGCAAGUGUAGGGAGAUUAUGGGGAGGUCGGGGUAUCUUAAUAAUUUGGCGGGGUUAGAGGUAUUAGAGAAGAUGUGGGCGGAGGGGAAAGAUGGACGAGCAUCUCCAGAUGGGAUGAGGAGUCAAGGGGGACCUUUCAAAUGGACUAAACAUAUGGAGGGAGUGGAGGGCGAGUGGAUCAUGGUUUGA